AUGCACUUCAAACUCCCAGUACCGAACAGAAUUCUGGUAAAUCACGUGAUUCAAAGUGCCCAGGUGAAAUCAGAGAUUGAGUGUGAGACAAACUGUUUCGCUCACGAUGACUGCAUGUCUGUGAACCUCGCACCAUUACAGGAUGGGAACUAUUUGUGUGAGUUGAGCAAUUCAGAUCACGAUAUACAUCCUGAAGACUUCAAACAAAUGAACAGAGCCUUAUUCAAACCGGUGAAGGUAAGCCUUGUUUGGUCACUUCCCAAACUAAAUGUUUGCGUUAAAGCAGGUUUCUUCAUUUUGAUGAACACAAGGCACGGCGGAUUGCUUAAAACGUUCCUCUAGAUUAUUGUGUUGUAGGUCUUAUUUACCGAGAAAAUUGGAGCUAAAUGUUUAGGUGCUACUCCUUAGGCGUUCUUGCUUGCGUGAUGGUUACGUCAGAUCUGAUACGCAUGCGCCUUCAUCUCGUUAAUAGGCUGAUUUAGCAACAGGAUGGGAACGUCAGUUGACGACGGAAAAGCGCUCGGAAAGGACUAAACACGACUUCCGGUGCCCAAUUUGCCACUCUGCCAUUGGUCAAGCCAGUUGUUUGAUUUGCGCGCGCCGUCGUCAACUGACGUUCCCGUACUUUUGCUAAAUCAGCCUAAUGGUACCAGAAUGAAACUUUAUGUCUGAACUAGAAUUUCAGUAGGAUUGAGAAGCGGAAUGAAUUCAUUCCGUAAUGACUUGUACAGGAACGAGCUUUGUCUCGAUACCAUUUAAACAGAUAUUGAGAAGUAUAUGGAAAUGUCAUGAACUCGUUCUAGAAUUAAAGUCUUUUCAGUAACAUGUGAAUAGCCUCUGAUUCAUCAGUGGUUUGUCCAGAUGUUUAAUUUGCCUUCCCAUGAUUCGGACAUGUUUUGAAAAAGUUAUUAUUUUCAAUGGGUACUACCGGUGGGAAGGGUCUCUCCUACUUCAUAGCUGUGACCGGCGCUAGUUAAUCUUUUUUCCUUGAGUCUGGGGAAUGCCCUUCAAGCAGGUUAUUUUUGCUAGGACGACUUUUAGUUUCCUUUCUGUAUUGAUUUCAACACAGAACCUUUGUUCGAGCAAUUCAUGCCCUCAGGGACACCGAUGUCAAACAGGUUUUACUGAUAAAGGGUACCGUUGCGUCACUACAAAUAAAACUUCUGGAGAAACUGGAAACAUCCCUGUGGAUAGCGAUGAUGAAGAUGAUCAUGACAACGAUGAUGAAGGUGAUGAUGACUAUGAUGAUCAUGAUGAUACUGGUGAUAAUGAUGACGAUGAUGGUUAUGAUAACGCUGAUGAUGAA
This is a messenger RNA of Porites lobata, 1306 nucleotides long. Lineage: Eukaryota; Metazoa; Cnidaria; Anthozoa; Scleractinia; Poritidae. The record is from the annotation of a GenBank genome assembly.